Chanos chanos (milkfish) is the source of this 902-nucleotide messenger RNA. It is a transcript of the gene lygl1, whose product is annotated as lysozyme g-like 1. The transcript is spliced from 5 exons. Gene Ontology annotation, biological process: peptidoglycan catabolic process; defense response to Gram-positive bacterium. The record is from RefSeq and is a predicted model, not a curated record. Lineage: Eukaryota; Metazoa; Chordata; Actinopteri; Gonorynchiformes; Chanidae. Gene Ontology annotation, cellular component: extracellular region. Bases 118 to 741 code for a protein of 207 amino acids. Gene Ontology annotation, molecular function: lysozyme activity.
AUAUAUACUGGAAACAGUGUCAUUUACGGCAAAAUAACUCUGCCACUCGACAGGAACACCUGCCUCAAGUGGUCUUGACAGUUUUGCGAAUCAGGUGCAAAACUCCGAAGGAACAGCAUGGGGGCUCCGCUGAUUGUGUACAUGUCAAUCAUGUACAUGUUGCAUAUAAGUACAUGUACAUGUUCAAGUUGCAUUUAUGGAGAUGUGACCAAGAUUGACACGACUGGGGCUUCAGAGAGCACUGCCAGACAAGACAAACUAAGAGUAAAAGGGGUGGAGGCCUCUCAUGAACUGGCUGAACAUGACUUGCGCAGGAUGAACAAGUAUAAGUCUAUCAUUAUCAGGGUAGGCGGGGCGCUGCAAAUGGAUCCAGCUGUCAUUGCUGCUAUAAUAUCUAGAGAGUCAAGGGCUGGAGCCGCACUUGUGGAUGGGUGGGGUGAUCAUGGAAAUGGCUUCGGACUAAUGCAGGUUGAUAAACGAUACCACAAACUAAGAGGGGCAUGGGACAGUGAGGAGCAUGUCACUCAAGGCACAGAGAUCCUGAUUGACUCUAUCAAAGCAAUUCAGAGGAAAUUCCCCAACUGGCCCAAAGAGCAUCAAUUCAAAGGGGGAAUAUCGGCUUACAAUGCUGGCGUGCGUAAUGUGCGCACCUAUGAGCGAAUGGACAUUGGGACCACUGGGAAUGAUUAUUCCAAUGAUGUUGUGGCAAGAGCUCAGUGGUACAAACGCAAUGGCUAUUAAGCCCCUCUGAUACUGUGCAGUAUGUUUCACUUUGUAAAUGUUUGCAUUCUUUCAACUAAUAAUGCUGAGGCUAUUAAUAGCAAUCAUAUUUUGCCAUUUAAAUGAUGCUAAAAAGCAUUCCAAAUAACAUAUGCCAAACACAAAUAAAAUGCUAAAUUGUA